Molecule: messenger RNA, 3573 nt
Organism: Trichoderma virens Gv29-8
Lineage: Eukaryota; Fungi; Ascomycota; Sordariomycetes; Hypocreales; Hypocreaceae
Exons: 3
Coding region: 1-3573 (1190 amino acids)
Biological process (GO): vesicle-mediated transport; endosomal vesicle fusion; autophagy
Cellular component (GO): fungal-type vacuole membrane; cytoplasm
Source: RefSeq, a predicted model, not a curated record
AUGGCCUCGCCGAGCAUCAACGCGGAUCCCCAAAAUGGGCCAUAUGUGCUGCAACCGUGGGUAGAUUCGGUGCCUCUGUCUGCAGACGGCUCUGAGGACGGCAUCAAGAUCAAUUGCGUCGAAUAUUUUGGUUUGUGGCCUCUUUGCUCUCAACUACACGGCAAUCUAUACGUUGGAACCUCUGCCUCCGAGCUUCUCCAUUUCUUCAGCAUCCCUCCCGAUCCCUCCGACAAGUCCGGGCGCCCUGUUUUCAUCCCAGCUUCCAGGCUCUCGCCUGCGUUCGCCGAGAAUACUACGGCACGGCCUGGUGUCCAGCAAAUCCUACUACUACCCCGAGUCGGCAAGGCGUGUAUAUUGUGCAAUGGAACAGUCACUUUCUACUCUCUUCCGGAGCUGAGUCCGGUAUUUGGGGCAAAGCAGGUCAAGAACUGCGGCUGGGUCGGUGGCGUCGACUUGAACGAGGUGGAACAGGGCGAUGGUGUCACGAACACUGGCGAGACGGUCACAGUUCUUCUUUCCCUUAAUCGACGAAUUCAGGUGGUUAAAAUCGAUGAAGACGUACGCGCCGUCAAGAACAUCGACUUUGCGGGCAGCAGCCUUUCUGUCCGGCGUGACUCCAUAGCUUGCGUGGCAGAUUCAAAAACAUACGCCCUCAUCGAUGUUAAUCGGCAGCUAAAGAUUCCUCUCAUGAAUAUAUCAUCAUUGGAAGAGAACCCCGACUCUGACGAAUUUGGACAUGUUCAAAAUAUCGCCAAGGACGCAGGCAGAAGCAUUGCUCGAAGUGCCUCUUCAAACCAAAACCGGUCACAGAGCAGCUCGCGAGGCCAUGGCCGAAGUUCUAGCCUGGGAAAUACUGCUACCGCCGUGGACUCACCAAAACCCGAUUCGCAAGGAGCAAGCCCGCGGCUCCCUCCCACACAAACGCUCUCUCCUCCCGGACAGCCGUCGAGCCCUCGGCCCCCUGAAGAGCAUAGUUCGACUCCGCCACCCCUUGAUAAACCCCUACCUGCACCCCCUCCAUCCUCUAGCCCAGCACCACGGCCUGUGAUAGCUUUGCUGAGGCCACACAUUGCUUCGCCAACCCCGGAGGAAUUCCUUCUUGUUAUGGGCACCAGCCCCUCGGAUCCUGGCGUUGGCAUGUUUAUAAACCUUGACGGCGAUCCCACACGACCAACAAUCACGUUUGAUAUAUACCCUGAGCAAGUCAUGGUUGAUCGCAGUUCGUCGGAUGAUGCCGCCUCAACAGAAGACGAGGACGGCUAUGUAUUUGCGUCCAUGACAAAGGAGAUCAAUGGCGUUUCUCGCAGCGGAGUGGAAAUUCAAAGCUGGAGUGCCGGCAAUGAAGCGCAUCCCGAAAAGCAGUGGUUAGAAGCCGGCGAUCCGGAUCUCGACGGGACAUACGGGAUUCGAACUGUCGCCAGCAGCCAGGAAACUCAAUCCGAUGAGGUUAUCGAGAAACUAAGUAUGAAGAAAUUCAUACCAUUUCCAAGCACAGCUGAAUCAACCGCCCCAACGGUGUCUACUCUAAAGCCCUCAGACUCUCGGACUGCCCUCUCGAUAGAACGGCUGUCAAAGGAGCGAGAGCUUUUUGAACGCGAUCACGAGUCACAAGAUGGAGAGUCGCUUCCAGAGGGGUGGGAGGCCUCAAGGGCCGUAGAAGGAGAAGAAUUUGCUCGCCGGCUGUCGAAAUCCAGAACACGUGUCGCUGUAUGGCGUGGCAACCGCAUUUGGUGGGCCGCUCGGAAUCCCUUGAUAGUCCAGCUCGACAAAAGAUUGGAGGCUGCCCGCCUAGCCGGACAAACCGAGAAGCAGGACAUUGAUAAGCGUGCAAUCAUCAUGGUUUUGUCAGUCAUUCGCGACCGUGACCCAAGUACAGAGCUUGAGUUCACUACAUUUGGCUACAUACAGCAAAAAGCUGGAGUAAUUCUCUUGAUUAAUCUCCUUCUUUCCGCGCCGGACCAGGAAUUCUCAGAUGAGGAGCUAAAUGCUCUACAGGAGGUCCUCGUAGAAAGCAAACUUGACCCGCGAGUUGUGUUGUCUCUGAUUCCAGGAGUACGGAAUGAAAUCAUAGAGGGUCGUCGAGGUAUUUGGAUCUAUGGCGGUGUAAAGGAGUUACCAGAAGCGUUCCUAGAAAGUCCAGCAUUCCAGACGCUAUAUCAAGGAGGCAUAAGGGGUCUUCAGCUACAGACUUUGCAUUUCCUCAGGCGCUACUUGCAGGCUUGGAGAAAGAUGAAGGGCUUCGGAAGUGUGUCAGUCGAGCCUGAAGUAUUCCGAACUGUGGAUGCCGCAUUGCUUCUCGUUCUGCUAGAGCUUGACAGGCAUUCUCCUAAAGGUCUGGGGAAAGGAGGCGCCGUCAGAGCAGAGCUAGGCGCAUUGGUAGAUGGCGGCAUGGAUUGCUUUGACCGAGCCGUUGGUCUCUUGGAGUCGUAUCACAGAUUCUUUGCCUUGAGCAGACUAUACCAAAGCCGCAAGAUGUCUGCUGAUGUGCUGGCAACUUGGAAGCGUGUCCUCGAGGGAGAAGAAGACGACGCUCAAGAGCUGACGGACGGUGAACAAAGGGUACGCGAGUAUCUUACCAAGAUCAGCAACCAAGCGCUUGUUCAAGAAUAUGGUCUGUGGCUGGCCAAUAGAAACCCGAAACUCGGUGUGCAGGUAUUCGCGGAAGACAAGGGCAAAUCGCCCAAGUUUGAGCCCACCAAAGCCGUAGAGCUGCUGCGUGCGGAGGCUCCCGGCGCGGUCAAAUAUUAUCUGGAACACCUGGUAUUCGAUAAAGGUUACGAAACCUACGUCAAUGAACUCAUCUCUUACUAUUUGGAGAUUGUCAUUGACGAUCUCGAAUCACCUACAAGCCGGGAACGCGUCCUGGCCGCAUAUACCGCCUACAAAGCCCUGCAAAGCCCCAAGCCAACGUACAGGCAUUUCUUGACGGAAAACGCCCCUGAGGACGACGAAGUCUGGCAAAGCCGCCUUCGACUUCUUCAACUCCUAGGCGGGCCUCACGAAUACGACAUUGCCGCCAUCCGGGAGCGCACAGACAGCCUAUCGGACGAUUUGCUCGUCCCCGAGACCAUCAUCAUUGCUGGCCGGGAACGCAAACACGAAGAUGCGCUGCGUCUCCUGGUCCAUAAACUCGGCGACUACGAUACCGCCGUCUCCUACUGCCUCCGCGGCGGCGCAACCAUAUACUCCCCCAUCCAGGGCCGCCGCGACAGCAUCCCCGAGGUGGAGCAGCAACGCCGCCUCUUCCAGGUCGUUCUCAGGGAGUUUCUCGCCAUUGACGACGUCAGCGACCGAGUCGAGCAGACGAGCGCCCUGCUCGACCGCUUCAGCGGAUGGUUCGACAUCGACGACGUGCUGGCCCUCAUCCCGGACCGAUGGUCGGUCGACAUCAUUGCGGGCUUCCUCGUCGGGGCUCUACGGAGACUCGUCCAGGAGAAGAACGAGGCGAUGAUGACGAGGGCUCUGAGUGGCACGGAGAAUUUGAGGGUUAGCUAUGAUUUGGUUGUUAAGAUGGAGGAAAAGGGGGCGACGAUUGAAAAGGCUGUGGGACAAGAGGCGUCGGGGCAGGAGUAG